ACAAUCAAGUUUAAGGAUCAGGAUCUUCAAUCUAGUGAUCAAGAUUGUACUUUGUGUUCUGUAUGUUAUUCGCGUCGUUUUGGACAGUGGGCCUCUAAAAGCCACUUGCUAUGGCUGUCCUGAGGCGAACAUUACAAGCGAGGGUGAAGUUUCUCACGACUUCAAUACGAGACCGAACGGCCAUGUUAACUGGGUGGCCAUAUUAUGGGUUGACCGUCCCUUGCCAUUAUGGGGCAUUCAGGUUGCCCUCUCGGUGAUAUGCUUAUCAGAGGCCUUAUUGUUAGCUUAUUUAGGAUAUAAGGGUAACAUCUGGCAACAAUUAAUGAGCUUUAAUUUCAUCUUGGAACUAGUAAAUAAUGUACCUUUUAUCAUUACGCUUUCCUGGCCACCUCUCCGUAACCUCUUCAUACCAGUAUUUCUCAAUUGUUGGCUAGCUAAGUAUGCUCUUGAAAAUAUGUUUAAUGACUUACAUCGCGCUCUCCAGAGGUCGCAGUCAGCGCUGUCCCAGAGGUUGAUGGUUCUGUCGGUAACACUUUUGUGCUUGAUUUUUACUAGCGUCUGUGGAUACCAACACUUCCAAAGAGCAGGAAGCCUUCAUGUUAACCUGUUUGAAAGCCUGUACUUUGUUGUGGUGACCUUCUCUACUGUAGGUUAUGGUGAUUACCGGCCUGACUGUUUUCCAUCUCAGUUGUUUAUGGUGGUGAUGAUUUGUGUCGCUCUAAUCGUUCUACCCACUCAGUUUGAACAACUUGCUUACACGUGGAUGGAACGCCAGAAACUUGGCGGGACCUAUAGUAUGCAUCGUGCUCAGAGCGAGAGACACGUGGUUGUGUGCAGCACUACCCUUCGGGCAGACACCAUCAUGGACUUUCUGAAUGAGUUUUAUGCUCACCCUCUCUUGCAGGAUUACUAUGUGGUACUUUUGUCGCCUUGUGAGCCGGAUACUACUACCAAAAUGAUUUUACAAGUUCCAAUGUGGGCUCAAAGAGUCAUCUAUAUCCAAGGGUCUGCGCUGAAAGACGCAGACCUCACUCGAGUCAGGAUGAAUGCUGCAGAAGCUUGCUUCAUCCUCACUGGAAGAAAUUACGCCGAUCGAAGUGCAGCG
Messenger RNA from Limulus polyphemus (Atlantic horseshoe crab), 1105 nucleotides. Its product is annotated as potassium channel subfamily T member 1-like. The record is from RefSeq and is a predicted model, not a curated record. The annotation marks the transcript as partial. Gene Ontology annotation, molecular function: intracellular sodium-activated potassium channel activity. The transcript has 12 exons. NCBI's taxonomy places the organism in Eukaryota, Metazoa, Arthropoda, Merostomata, Xiphosura, Limulidae.